CCUGGCCCUCGCCCUAACCUCCAUUCCCUGUGCAUCCUUUCUCAUCUACAAAUCUUGUUUCGUUCGAUCAACAUCGUCUUCUUCAUACAAGCUCCCACCAGGCCCUCGUCCCUACCCAGUAAUUGGGAACAUCCUUGAGCUCGGCUCUAACCCUCUCUUGUCCAUCACGAACCUCUCCAAAUCUCACGGACCCAUUAUAUCACUCAAGUUAGGCACAAGGAUCGCCAUAAUUAUCUCUUCUCAAGAAAUAGCCGGAGAAGCUUUUCACAAACACGACCUAGACUUCUCUAGUCGAACCUUCCCUGACAGUGCUCGAGCUCUCAAUCAUUACCAAGUCUCCAUAGCUUGGCCUCCUGUUUCAACUCAAUGGAGAGCCCUUAGACGAGCUUGUGUUAUGAAAAUUUUCUCAAAUCUGAAGCUAGACUCCACCUAGUUUCUACGUCAAAACAAGGUAGGAGACUUAAUCAAUCAUGUCCAUGAAUAUUCCAUUAAAGGAUUUAUUUGUGGCGGGGACUAACACAACAUCGAGCAAACUCGAAUGGACAAUGGCAGAAUUAAUACGAAACCCAAAGAAAAUGGUGAAUGUAAGAACAAAACUCCAACAUGUUCUUGGUAAUAAAAAUAAUACUUUCAAUCUUGAAGAGACUAUGAGCUCAAAGUUGCCUUACCUACAAGCAAUACAAAAAGAGACUUUACACGUACACCCACCAGUACCAUUUCUACUACCUUGCAAGGCAAUUUGUGAUGUAGAGUUAUGUGGCUUCUUAGUUUCCAAAAACGCACAGAUUUUAGUAAAUGUGUGGGCUAUGGAAAGAGACCCAACCAUAUGGGAUAAACCUAAUUCAUUUAUCCCUAAAAGGUUUUUGGAAAGUGAGAUUGAUUUUAAGGCUAAUGAUUUUAAGUUUAUUCCAUUUGGUGCUGGGAGGAGGAUGUGUCCUGGGUUGCCCUUGGCUUCUAGGGUACUUCCCUUUAUGUUGGCAUCUCUUAUAUAUCACUUUGAUUGGAAGGUUCCAUAUGGGAUAAAGCCAGAGGAUAUGGAUAUGAGUCAAAACUACGGGAUUUUAUUGCAUAAGGCUCAACCUCUGAGAGCUGUUCCUGUCAAAAUUUUGGUAAUUAUGAAUUUGUUAAUUUCAUUCAUGAUGAAGAAUUAAGUGUUGGUAAAAGCAUGUGAUACUCGAUUAAAUAAAUAAUAACUUGUGUUGCUUGCCUCGGGCUCGUCAUGUAGUUUUCACUUCAAUAGUCUACAACUCUAUAAUCUCAAUAAAUACAUUUAGAAAUAUUUUGGGUCAUUGUAAAAGGGUUCCCAACUAGAAACAACUCAUACGUUAAACUAUAACACCAUGUACUUAAACAUUAAUUAUGCCGAUUUAAUUAUCAAGACCUCUUUCAUCAAGUUUGCCAUAAAUUUCUAAUUUUAUCAAAUUCUGCAAACCUAGAAAACUUCAUCGCAUAAUACAAACCCAGAAACCCUAAACCUAAAAUCUUCUACACCCAAAAGCUUCAUUGUGUUCUUCAUGUACUUCAACCCAGAAAUUAUCUCUCACGUGAAGUGUCUUUUAUUUUGGCCUUGCUUCUUCUUAUUCUUCUUCAAUUCAUGGAUGCUUCGUUUCUCUGAGCUUCAAUCUCUUGCAUUUGUGCCUCAAGAAUAGUGUCCGU
This is a messenger RNA of Prosopis cineraria, 1656 nucleotides long. RefSeq names its product cytochrome P450 76C1-like. Lineage: Eukaryota; Viridiplantae; Streptophyta; Magnoliopsida; Fabales; Fabaceae. The transcript is spliced from 3 exons. The record is from RefSeq and is a predicted model, not a curated record. The coding region runs from base 471 to 1151 and encodes 226 amino acids. Gene Ontology annotation, molecular function: oxidoreductase activity, acting on paired donors, with incorporation or reduction of molecular oxygen; monooxygenase activity; heme binding.